This is a messenger RNA of Caenorhabditis briggsae, 1419 nucleotides long. The transcript has 6 exons. Gene Ontology annotation, molecular function: phosphatidate cytidylyltransferase activity. Lineage: Eukaryota; Metazoa; Nematoda; Chromadorea; Rhabditida; Rhabditidae. Bases 1 to 1419 code for a protein of 472 amino acids. The record is from RefSeq and is a predicted model, not a curated record. Gene Ontology annotation, cellular component: endoplasmic reticulum membrane.
AUGUCCGAUCAGCCGGGGGAAGAACAAACCGCCGAAGUUCGGCAGCGAAGGGUACCGGAUUCACCAGAAGAAAAGAAACAUCUGAAGGCUCCAGAAAGGGACGAUGUUCGACCGACAAGCGAUGAAAGUGAUAUGGAUGCAUUGAUGCAGGAUGAUGAUAGACUGGAACGACUAACAAAGUCAAUUCCACAGGAUAAGGGAAGUCUCGGAGAGUUCGCCGAUUCUAUGCUUGAAUCGCUACCGCCACGGUGGAGGAAUUGGGUUGUUCGAGGCCUUUUCACAGUUAUCAUGAUCUCAACAUUCACUUUUAUCGUCAACCGAGGUGCCACAUGGCUCAUGUUCUUGGUGUUCCUAAUCCAAUUCAAAUGCUUCCAAGAAAUCAUUUCAAUCGGACUCGCCGUCUACCGUCUCUAUGAUUUCCCAUGGUUCCGUGCUCUCUCUUGGUACUUUUUGCUCACCAGCAACUACUUUUUCUUCGGUGAAAGUCUCAUUGACUACUGGGGAAUUGUGCUCAAAAAAGAUAAUUUCCUACACUUCCUAGUUGCCUACCAUCGCCUCGUCUCUUUUGCUCUUUACUGCAUUGGAUUCGUUUCGUUUGUGCUGUCCCUUCGUAAGGGUUACUACAUGAGACAGUUCUCACUGGUAAGAAUCAUUUUCAAAUCAAAAGUGCAUAAAUCAUUUUCUCAGUUCGCCUGGACACAUCUAACUCUUCUGCUCAUCGUCAGUCAAUCGUUCUUCAUCAUCCAAAACAUCUUCCAAGGUCUUAUCUGGUUCCUCGCCCCGGUCGCAAUGAUCAUUUGUUGUGAUGUGAUGUCGUACAUGUUCGGAUUCUUCUGGGGAAAGACGCCGUUAAUCAAAUUAUCACCAAAGAAGACGUGGGAAGGAUUCAUUGGAGGAGCUUUCUCUACCGUUAUUUUCGGGAUUCUGCUUUCUCUUGCUCUCUACAACCGUCCAUUUUUCGUGUGCCCGGUCCAACACUAUCAAACUGAUAGCUCCAACUGCACGAUCCCAUUGGCAUUCCAACUUCAAGACUACCCAGUUCCACGUCCAUUCUCCUUCAUCUACAAAAUUCUCCGCAAAGAACCAGCUGUCCAGCUGUGUCCAUUCGUUUUUCACAGUAUUGCGCUGAGCUUAUUCGCCUCGAUUUUAGGACCGUUCGGUGGAUUCUUUGCUAGUGGAUUCAAGAGAGCUUUCAAGAUUAAGGACUUUGGAGAUGUGAUCCCAGGACAUGGAGGAUUGAUGGAUCGAUUUGAUUGCCAACUUCUGAUGGGAACAUUCGUUAUGGUUUACAUCCACAGCUUCAUUCGAGUUCCAGACGCUUCCAAACUCAUCAAACAAAUCAUGACACUUGAGCCAAACGAACAAUUGGAUAUUUUCAAUUUGUUAAAGUCCGAGCUAUCCAAGACUGGAUUACUGUAA